This is a messenger RNA of Acanthamoeba castellanii str. Neff, 2343 nucleotides long. Its product is annotated as DnaJ domain containing protein. The record is from RefSeq and is a predicted model, not a curated record. The transcript is spliced from 4 exons. NCBI's taxonomy places the organism in Eukaryota, Discosea, Longamoebia, Acanthamoebidae. The coding region runs from base 1 to 2343 and encodes 780 amino acids.
AUGGCGGCAAAGGGUGGCAAGGGGGCGGCAGCACUGCUGGCAACGACCAAGCGAAGCUGCAAGUCGUACUACGAUUUGCUUGGGGUGCCGGCUACAGCCCAUCUCGACGACAUCAAGAAGGCAUUUCGAAAGAAGGUGCUGUUGCUCCACCCAGACAAAAAUCAGGAUGCACCCGAGGAGGCGGCAGAGCUGUUCAGCCUCGUGCAGGUGGCCUACAACACCCUCAGCCAAGUGGAGUUGAGGGACAAGUACGACGCCAGCCUGCGCGCCAGUGGGGAUGAGCGCCUCACGCCGCUCAUGCUCGAAGGCAACGAAAUCUGGCAGGCCUUCGAGGUCAUGGACAAGUUCAGGACGCAAGGCUUUGCUGUCCUCAGCAAGGUGGACGAGCUGGAGCGGCGGUACAAGAUCCCAGCGGGCCAGCUGCGCUUCCGGGAGGGCGUGCCGUGCGCGGGCUACGAGUCCGGCUGCCGCCACAUCCGGCGCCUCAGCGCCGCCGAUUGCACCGGCCUCGUCGACACCCAAUCGACCACCAUCACCUCUACUACCACCACCACCACCGCCGCCGCCACGACUCCCAUCACACCUCAGCCGCAAACAAACAAGCCCGGCGCAGCGAAGCAGGCGCCGACGCCCUCGAGUGCGGGGAAGAAGACCAGCAGCGAUGAUCAGCGUAUCUUCCUGUGCCACCGCCACAACUGCCUGCACAUGUGCGCGGGCGACCACUGCACGGCCGACGAGCAGAUCUGCCCCGUCUACGCCCUGUGGCUCGUCGAGCGGUGGAUGGACGCCCGGCGGCGGCGCUGGGACGCCAUGUUCGCCCAGGGCGAGUGGAGCGUGCAGGUGAGCCACCGCCCGGGCGCCGGCUGCGGGCUGCCCUACUGGUUCAACGCCAAGACCGGCCGCUCGCUCUGGGUCGACGAGUGGGAGCGCGACGAUGUACUGCGCGCCCGAGACGACUAUGACCGCCGGGCCGCCGCCGCCCGCGUAGUCCGUGACGACAGCCACGGCCACGCCCAUGGCGAUGCUGCCAAGCAGAGCGAGCAGGAGCGCCUCACACCAGUGUCGCCCGAGCUCGACACCGCGCCUCGGUCGGCCAAGAUCACCACCAGCGACGCGCCAACGAGGCGGCCUGCAGUGUCGACAGAGACUGAAAAAGAGCAGGCAGAAAAAAAGGAAGAGGGAAAGGAGGAGGAGGAGGAGCGGCACGUGUGUACAUACGAGGUGUGCCAUCGGCACGGGUACGAGGAGCUCGACCGGGACGUGUGGGUGUGCCACGUGGGCAGGGCGCCCCACCUCUGCACCCGCCUCCAGUGCCACCUCACCCGACGCGAGCAGAACGGCUCCGUGGUCUGCUGGGCCACCCGCAAGCUCUACGCCGCCGGAUCCGGCGAAGAGGAGUACGCGAUCGGGGACUACGAGGCGUCGGUGCUGUACGAGGACAAGGAGGCCAAGGCUCUGGGCGUGACGACCAAGACCCUCACCUACGUGAGCGAGACGACCGGCGAGGUGGUGACCGCCGAGGUCGAGGUGCCCCGCGGUCUGAAGCUCAACUUUGCCGGUCCGGGCCUCAUCGCCUACGGCGGCCCGGCAGCGUCGACGCUGGGCAAGCGCGGCCGGCUCGAGGCUGCGGCGGUGGAGGACGAGGUCGAGCUGGACCCCGAGCGCGCGCAGGCCGACGAGGCCAAGCUGACGCAGAGGGACAUCAAGCGGAUCAAGCGGCUCGAGCUCGACCUCAACGAGGAGAAGCGACGCGAGCGCGAGGAGAUGAAGCUCACCGAAAAGGAGGACGUUGCGCCGGAGGAGGAGCCGCGCGAGGACGAAGACGAAGACGAUGUCGUCGCUGAGUCUGAGCAGCAAGCGGCGGUCGCUGAUGAAACGAAGCGGGAAGAAGCGGAGGUCGAGCCAGCAGCGCCGGCCCUGAAGGCCCCGCUCCCGCCAUCGCACGCCCGAUCCCGGCUGCGCCGGAUGAUGGUCGAGAAGGAACAGCAAGUCAAGCAGGAGCAGCGGGAGAGGGAGGAGGACAUCUACGCGCACGCGUCGGACACGAUCUAUUCGAUCUACGGCGGCUCGCUGGAUCUGGUGGGCCACCGGAAGGAGGAGGAGUGGGAAACGAUCCAGGGCUUCGCGGGCGGCUUCGAGGGCGUGCAGGAGGAGGAAGAGGAGGAGCGCGACGUGGAGACAGAGGCCAAGGAGAUGAAGGCCCUCCGCCACAAGAAGCUCGAGUACAAGGCCAAGCAGCACGUCGGCCUCAUCGAAGGCGCCAAGAAGAAGGAAAAGACAGACAAGAAAGAGCACCACCAGCCCGACGCCGCCUCCGCUCAGCCGAUCCCGCGACGACACUGA